ACUUAUACGUCCGCAGCAAAACUUCGAAUUGUCAGUUCUUUAGCUUGGUGAUAAAUGCCAACAGACAAGAAAAUCAUUCCUAACACCUUGGGCCAAAUCACCAUGCCUGCUGUUUGUUUCAUAUUGGCUUUGACAUUCAUUGGUGUGGUUCAGGGAGUGAUCGUGGACACCCAGCAUGGACCAGUUUUGGGCACCAUUGAAACCAGCUUUGAAGGCCACGACUUCUUCGGAUUCCACAGUAUUCCUUAUGCCCAACCGCCCCUUGGAGAUCUUCGAUUCCGGGAUCCUUUGCCCUUUGGUGAUUGGGAGGGAGUGCUCAACGGCACAGAAGAUGGACCAGAAUGCAUUCAGAUCCCGGCACUCAUUGAAACUGGAUCGAUAGGGCAAGAGGAUUGCUUAUGGUUGAGCGUAUAUACGCCAAGUGUAGUUCCAGAUUCAAACCUACCCGUGGUGGUCUGGAUCCAUGGGGGACGAUGGUUGGUGGGAUCUGGACGUCAAAGCAGUUAUGGACCCCAUCAGCUCAUUGACCGGAGCGUGGUAGUGGUCCAGAUCCAAUAUCGGUUGGGAGCCCUUGGAUGGUUGAGCACCGAGGACUCGGUUGCCCCAGGAAACUAUGCUUUCAAAGACCAAGUACUAGCCUUGAAGUGGGUCAAGGCCAAUAUCCAUGCCUUUGGUGGGAACCCGGAACAAAUCACUCUUUUGGGACAGAGUGCAGGGGCCGCCAGUGCCCAUGCUCAUAUUAUCUCUCCUAUGAGUAAGGGGUUGUUCCAACGUGUCAUCUCCAUGAGUGGAACAGCCAACACCGCUUGGUCAGGAAAGCAAACCGAUCAUGAUCUAAUUGCCAAGAAGCAAGCCGAGUUUGUGGGUUGCCCAACCGACACCUCAGAGGCCCUGAUUGAGUGCCUCCGUACUGUGGACGCUGUCACAUUAACAACUUCCGCCACAGGGUUCUCCGAAUUCUUUCCUGACUCGGCAGCCAAAUUGCCAAUGGGUGCGUUUGAUCCUCGAGUCGAUGCAGAGGCCGAGGAACCAUUUUGGACCAUGGAUCCGGUCGAGGCAUUAACUUUGGGUAAAUUCAACGAAGACAUUGCCUUCAUGACUGGUUUGGCUUCCAUGGAGUCGAGCUGGUAUACUGUUGAGCUCUUUGGAGAGAUGUGGGCAGACAGAUUGGCUUAUGCCAAUGAAAAUCAGCAGGAAGUCUUGGCUUUGUUGUUUGCUCAUCCAAACAUUGCACCAGAGGACCAAGACAAGGCCUUCGAAUUCUACUUCAACCGGGAGAAGUGGAAUCGAACCGAACAUCGCGUCAAAGCUGCCGAAUUUAUGACUGACUCGCUCUUCAAUCUUGACGUGAUUCAAGGCGUCUAUCUGCAAUCUCGGCGAUCCUUCUCCAAUUUAUUUUUCUAUAAAUUUAACUACAUUGGCAGUUGGGGCUACGUUAAUAUGUACAACGAGAACCCGGCCGAUCACGGAGGAGUGGCCCACUUGGACGACUUACGUUAUGUCAUGAGCAUGCCUUGGGCUGGCCCUCAUAACGAAGAGGAUAAGGCCAUGGUCAAGUUGUACACAACCCUCUUUGCCAACUUCAUUCGGACUGGAGAUCCCUCCACUGAAGACAGGCAUUGGGCCCCGUACCUUCCAUCAGAGGGAGCUUACAUGAAUAUCAACUCGCCCAUUGAUGCCGAAAUGAGUCGAUGUCUGCCCAUUCCCGCCGACCGGCUCAAUCUUUGGCGGGAUAUGGUAAAAGUGCAAGAGAAUUUGCAAGAGGACUAUUUACCCGAAUGCUGAAUCAGUCAUAGCUAUCAAUAGAUUGUUGAAUUUUGAA
This is a messenger RNA of Tigriopus californicus, 1822 nucleotides long. RefSeq names its product esterase E4-like. The transcript is spliced from 4 exons. The record is from RefSeq and is a predicted model, not a curated record. Lineage: Eukaryota; Metazoa; Arthropoda; Copepoda; Harpacticoida; Harpacticidae. Bases 55 to 1785 code for a protein of 576 amino acids.